CUCAGUCAGUCAGGUCAAAACAAGUCUGCCAGGAGGGAAAAACAAUAGACUGUUAUUUAACAUAUGCAAACUGAACUGUGUUUUGCCAUUUAUAUUGAAGUGUGUGCAGCUGUUUUGCCUCUGACAGAGGAACAACAUUCACAAUCCAAGGUGGUGUGUGUUGCACGUCAAGAUGUUUGCUGUUCAUCUUGUUUCAUCCUUCUUCUCUAAACUCCAGGAGGACCCGACCAAGAAGGUGGACAGGUUUCUGUACACCAUGCAUCUCCAUGACGACCAGCUAAGCGAUAUCUCCGCUUGUUUCCAGGCUGAAAUGAAGAAGGGCCUUUCAGCAGAAAGCAACGCCGCAGCAGCAGUGAAGAUGCUGCCAACACACGUGCACUCCACCCCUGAUGGAUCAGAGAAAGGACAGUUUCUGGUGUUGGAUCUUGGAGGCUCCAAGUUUAAGGUGCUCCAAGUUAAAGUGAGAGAGGGCACGGGGAUCGGGAGAGGGGGAGUGGACAUAGAGGAGAAGAUCUAUCCCAUACCUGAGGAGCUACUCACUGGGAGUGGAAAAGAGCUUUUUGACCACGUGUCAGAGUCUCUGAAGGAUUUCCUGCAUGACAAGAACAUCAGUGUGGAAAAUAAACUUCCUCUGGCCUUCACCUUCUCUUUCCCCUGUGAACAAUCCACCUUAAAUCAGGGAUUAUUGUUGCACUGGAGUAAGAACUUCCGGGCUCGAGGCGUUCAGGGUAAAGACGUGGUCCAGGCCCUCAGAGGGGCUGUUGACAGGACUGGGGGUAUGGAUGUAGAGGUGUUAGCCCUGGUUAACGACACUGUAGCGACCAUGAUGACCUGCGGCUUUGAUGACCGGUACUGUGAAGUAGGACUCAUUGUUGGUAGUGGCACCAGUGCAUGCUAUAUGGAGGAACUGCGUCACAUUGACCUGGUGGAAGGGGAUGAGGGCAGGAUGUGUGUGAACACUGAGUGGGGGGCUUUUGGAGACGAUGGCGCUCUGAAUGAUUACAUCACUGAGUUUGACAGGGAAGUGGACGCAGCCUCCAACAACCCUGGGAAACAAAUUCUGGAGAAGAUGGUCAGUGGGAUGUAUCUGGGUGAGUUAGUGAGGCUGGUUGUAUUGAAGAUGGCAAAACUUGGGUUGCUAUUUGAAGGAAGUGUGUCUGAUGCUCUGAGGACUAAAGGGAAGAUAACCACUGCGCAUGUAGCAGCCAUGGAGGAAUACAAAAACGGUCUGAAGAACACCAGAAAUAUUCUUGUGGAUCUUGAUUUGAGCCCCACACCUGACGACUGCAUUGCGGUCCAACAUGUCAGCACCACAGUGUCCUUCAGGUCCUCAAAUCUGGUGGCUGCAGGACUGGCUGCUAUCCUGACUCGAAUAAGGCAAAACCGACAUUUGAGGACAUUACGAAUCACUGUUGGCGUGGAUGGGACUGUCUACAAGACACAUCCCCGGUAUGCUAAUCGUCUCCAUAAAGUCGUGCAGCGGCUUGUUCCCGAUUGCCAUGUCAGGUUUGUCCUCUCAGAUGGUGGCAGCAGCAAAGGAGCUGCCCUGGUAACAGCAGUCGCAGAAAGACUGGCAUCACAAAGGCAACAGGUGGAUGAGACGCUGUCGCCCCUCAGACUGAGCAGAGAGAAGCUGCUGUUGGUGAAGAAGAGGAUGAGGGGGGCGCUAGAGGCAGGCCUGAAGAGUAAAGGACCCUUUGCUGUCAAAAUGCUGCCUUCUUAUGUGUAUCAAACACCUGAUGGCACAGAGCAUGGAAAGUACCUCGCCUUGGGUCUGGGAAGAACAAACUUCAGAGCGUUGCUGGUGGAUCUUAAUAAAGGUCUGCAACAGAACUCGAGACUCAACCACAAGAUCUACCCAAUACCAGUGGAGAUAACGCAGGGAAGUGGAGAAGAGUUGUUUGAUCAUAUAGCGCAGUGUGUCGGUGACUUCCUGGACUACAUGGGGAUGAAGGGCGCUCGUCUUCCUGCAGGCUUCACUUUCUCCUUCCCCUGCAAGCAGACAGGGAUUGACACAGGCACGCUGGUGAGCUGGACCAAAGGCUUCAAGGCCACAGACUGUGAAGGACACGAUGUUGUUAGCAUGCUGAGGGAAGCCAUCAAGAGACGCAAUGAUUUUGACUUGGACAUAGUGUCAGUUGUCAACGAUGCAGUGGGGACCAUGAUGAGCUGUGCCUACGAAGACCCUCAGUGUGAAAUCGGACUGAUAGUUGGAACUGGCACUAAUGUGUGUUACAUGGAGGAGCUGAAGAACAUUGAGAAGGUUGAACAAGAGAAAGGAAAAGAGGAAAGAGAAGGAGAGGAGGAAAAGCAGGAUGACGGGGCAGAAAGACAGAAGAAGGAAGAGGAUGCUGGGAUACCAAAGAUGUGUAUAAACACAGAGUGGGGGGGUCUGGGUGACGAUGGCUCUCUGGAUGACAUUAUCACACAUUAUGACAUGGAGGUCGACCAAAACUCACUGAACCCUGGAAAACAAAGGUUUGAAAAGCUGAUCAGUGGGAUGUAUUUAGGUGAAGUUGUUCGACAGGUGUUAUUGGAUUUAACCAGCAGAGGUUUGCUGUUCAGAGGACAAGUCACAGAAACUUUAAAAACACCGGGAAUAUUCCAGACCAAAUACCUGUCACAAAUAGAGAGUGACCGCCUGGCUCUACUGCAGGUCAGAUCUGUGCUCCAGCAGCUCGGGCUUGACAGCACCUGUGACGACAGCAUCAUUGUCAAAGAGGUAUGUGGGGCAGUGUCACACCGAGCAGCUCAGCUGUGUGGGGCAGGACUGGCGGCGGUGGUCGAUAAGAUCAGAGAGAACCGAGGACUGGACCAUCUAGACAUCCCUGUAGGGGUGGCCGGGUCACUCUACAAACUACAUCCACAUUUCUCUGGAUUCCUACAAGAGACUGUCAAAAUGUUGGCUCUUCAGUGUAACGUGACCUUCCUGCCAUCAGAGGGAGGCAGUGGGACGGGUGCUGCCCUCACUGCAGCGGUGGCCAGAAAGACACUGGAGAUGUAAAAAGCAUUUGUUUCCGUGUUUCGUUUUCCCCCAAAAUGUGUUAUUCCAAAUUCCAUUAGUACUGCUGUUUUUGUAACUAGAUUGUUGUUCACUGGUAAGUCAGAGCUGCAGACAAGCAUCAUGCAUCGGCUCAGACAAAAGUUUAGUUUAACGUGAGUCAAAAUAAAGCAGCCUCACCUGAAGGGACCAACAACAAUAAAAACAGCCAUUUGUGCUGCUCAUUGUUUUAUUUAUGUAUUUUCUUUGCUUGAUUUAUGUUGCCUACUCUUUUUAAUUGUUAGCUGUUUGUUUACUUUUGUUGUUUUAAUAAAUUUAGUAUUUCUAUAUAAUGCGUAUUAAGGUGAGUUUCCUUAUAAGCCACCAUGAUUUGUUUUAUUUUUGUCUCUUGCACUACCUGCUCCUUUUAUUUAGUUUUCAAUGUGUUUGUUGUGUUAUUGUUUUUUCUUCUGCAAUAAAGGAAUAGAUUUUCUG
Eleginops maclovinus (Patagonian blennie) is the source of this 3475-nucleotide messenger RNA. RefSeq names its product hexokinase HKDC1-like. Lineage: Eukaryota; Metazoa; Chordata; Actinopteri; Perciformes; Eleginopidae. The coding region runs from base 173 to 3004 and encodes 943 amino acids. Gene Ontology annotation, molecular function: fructokinase activity; glucokinase activity; ATP binding. The transcript has 21 exons. The record is from RefSeq and is a predicted model, not a curated record. Gene Ontology annotation, cellular component: mitochondrion; cytosol. Gene Ontology annotation, biological process: carbohydrate phosphorylation; glucose metabolic process; intracellular glucose homeostasis.